CCUUCUUCAAGUCGUUUUCAACUCCCUCUCUCUCUCACAAAUCCCAACUGUUUCUCAGCCAUUACGACCGCCGCCACCGCCGCCAAAAAAUCUAUCUUCCCUUAGUUCCCAUCCAAUGACUUCUACAAACUCUUCCAACAACAACAGCAACUACGACAACAAUCACCACGACGACGACGACAACAACGAUGUUAUUCACUUUGUCUUGUUCCCUUUAAUGGUGCACGGCCACACCAUUCCCAUGGUAGACAUAGCGAAGCUCUUAACCCAAACCGCUCCGUCCAUUAGAGCCACCAUUAUGACGACUCCCCAAAACGCAGCUCGGCUCCGACACUCCCUCGCCUCUCAUCCCCGAAUCCAUCUCACUCUCCUCAAGACAUCUCAAGCCUGCCAGAAUAUAGACCAGCUCCCUUCCAUGAACCACUCCAUCCCUUUCUUGUCCUCUCUGGCCAAUGAGAUCCAACCCCAAGCCCUCGCCCUCUGCAAAGCCCUCUCCCCAAAACCCACAUGCAUAAUCUCAGACGUCGGCCUUCCAUGGACCCUCCACAUAGCUUCCCAUAUUGGGGUCCCUUGGGUGUCCUUCAAUGGAAGCUCGUGUUUUGGGAAUGUGGCUAUGUCCAAGAUCUUCGGGUCGGGGAUUUGCGAGAGCGUUGAGUCCGAUGGGGAGUAUUUUGUGGUGCCCGAGUUGGAGCAUAGAAUAGAGGUGUGCAAGGCUCAGUUGCCUAAUGGAUAUAUGAAUGAUGGGAUGAUAAAGUUCAUUAAGAUGAUGGGAGAGGCUGAGAGGAAGUCUUAUGGGAUGGUUAUGAAUAGCUUUGAGGAACUUGAGGGUUCUUAUGUAAGUGAGAUGAAGAAAAUAAAAGGGUAUAAAGUUUGGUGUAUUGGACCUGUUUCUUUGUGCAAUAAACACUAUGAGGAUAAAGCUCAAAGAGGCAAAGAAUUAAGAGGGGAGAAGGACAGCAGCAAUAAUGAUGAAGUUAUGAUAUGGCUGGACUCACAAGAUCCAAACUCAGUGCUGUACGUUUGUCUUGGAAGCCUACACAACUUAAAAACCCCACAACUAAUAGAAUUAGGGUUGGGGUUAGAAGCAUCAAAGAAGGCAUUCAUAUGGGUGGUGAGGGCCUCAAACAAGCUGGAAAAAUGGAUUGAAGAAGAGGGUUUUGAAGAGAGAAUGAAAGGAAGAGGGGUUAUCAUAAGAGAUUGGGCUCCACAGCUAUUGAUAUUAUCACACCCUGCCAUUGGGGGAUUCCUCACUCAUUGUGGUUGGAACUCAAUCCUUGAGGGCGUAGCUGCUGGCUUGCCAAUGCUCACUUGGCCUCUAUUCUCAGACCAAUUUCUGAAUGAGAAGUUGGUGGCUGAUGCUUUGAAUAUAGGUGUGAAAGUUGGUGCUAAAUAUCCAGCGAUGAAAAUGAAAGAGGAAGGCGAAGAAGAAGAAGAGGAAGAGGACUGGAUAGUAGAGGUGAGGAAAGAAGAUGUUAAGGAAGGCAUUGAAAGGGUGAUGGGGGAAGGAGAAGAAGCUGAGGAAAGAAGGAAGAGAGCAAGAGAAGUUGGGGUUAUGGCUAAUAAGGCUUUGGAAGAUGGUUGCUCUUCUCACCUCAACAUUGCAUUAUUCAUUCAUGAUAUACUGAAACCAAACAACAUUUCAACCUAA
Molecule: messenger RNA, 1648 nt
Organism: Cucurbita pepo subsp. pepo (vegetable marrow)
Lineage: Eukaryota; Viridiplantae; Streptophyta; Magnoliopsida; Cucurbitales; Cucurbitaceae
Product: UDP-glycosyltransferase 73C4-like
Molecular function (GO): UDP-glucosyltransferase activity
Source: RefSeq, a predicted model, not a curated record